This is a messenger RNA of Myxocyprinus asiaticus (Chinese sucker), 1622 nucleotides long. RefSeq names its product nucleosome assembly protein 1-like 4. Gene Ontology annotation, cellular component: chromatin; nucleus. The coding region runs from base 64 to 1122 and encodes 352 amino acids. The transcript has 15 exons. The record is from RefSeq and is a predicted model, not a curated record. Gene Ontology annotation, biological process: nucleosome assembly. Gene Ontology annotation, molecular function: histone binding; chromatin binding. Lineage: Eukaryota; Metazoa; Chordata; Actinopteri; Cypriniformes; Catostomidae.
CUUAUCCGUCUGCUAGAAGCGUGAGGACGGUCUGGAGCGUUACGUGGAGCUGAGGAGUGAAAAAUGGAUAGAAAAGGUGAAAAGAGUGAAGCCAAAGGCAAAGGAGAAAGCAAAACUUCUCAGUCUGACAAACCAGAGGACUUUUUACAGGUAGAAAGAGUACCGAAUUUCAGCCUCCUGCCCAAGAGUGUGAAGAGAAGAGUUUAUGCCCUGAAGAGACUCCAACUCCAGAGUGCGAACAUAGAGGCCAAGUUUUACGAGGAAGUCCAUGAACUGGAGAGAAAGUACUCUGCGCUCUACCAUCCCAUCUUCCACAAGAGACGAGAGAUUGUGACUGGGGUUGUUGAACCCACAGAUGAGGAAUGCGAGUGGCAAAGUGAAAAGGAGGAAGAGGAGCUUGCUGAGGAUUUGCAGAAGAAAGCUGCUCUGGAGGAAAAGCAGGCCGAUUCAGCCAGUGCUGUCGAUCCGAAAGGCAUUCCGGAAUUCUGGUUAACUAUCUUUAAACAUGUGGAUAUGCUGGGUGAAAUGCUGCAGGAGCAUGAUGAGCCAAUCCUGAAACACUUGCAGGACAUCACUGUAAAAUUUUCUGAGCCUGGACAGCCAAUGAGUUUCACGUUAGAGUUCUACUUCGAGCCCAACAACUUCUUCAGUAACACAAUCCUCACAAAAGUCUACAAGAUGAAAUCGGAGCCGGACGCAACAGAUCCGUUCUCUUUCGAAGGACCAGAGAUCGUGGACUGUGAAGGUUGUAAGAUUGACUGGCAUAAGGGCAAAGACGUGACGGUCAAAAUCGUUAAAAAGAAACAGAAACACAAAGGAAGAGGAACCGUUCGGACAGUCACCAAAGAGGUUCCACAAGAUUCCUUUUUCAAUUUCUUCAACCCUGUGAAAACGUCACCUGAUGGAAUGGAUGAAGACUUGGACUUCACUCUAGCUACAGACUUCGAAAUCGGACACUUCUUCAGAGAGAGAAUCAUCCCCAGAGCAGUGCUUUAUUUCACAGGAGAGGCCUUGGAAGAUGACGAGAGUUUUGAAGAGGAGGAUCUUGAAGAGGGAGAGGAGGAGGAUCUGGAUGAGGAAGGUGAAGAAGAGGAAGAGGGAGAUUUUGAUCCCAAGGCAUAAUUCAUUUCUCACUUCAUGCAUUUCUAGAAAGACCCUCCACCUGCAGAGUGUAAACAGCAGUAAGAAUCGUGAAAGGAUAGUCAUGGCACAACUCGGCUGUCCGUAAAAAUAGACAAUAAGGCCACAACAAUGUGAAUGUGGGCCUAACCUCCUUGUGGACUUGCCAUAGUCAACUAAUGCAAUAGAAAGCCAAACGCUGUUUAGGAAAUGCAUGUUCAUUUAUUGUUCUACUGUUAUGGUUUACUUUUUACAGAGAUGACCUCUGCACACAAACUCAGUGUUUUCAUAAAUCAUGUGAUACUAAUUGUGCCCCAAAAUUUAGUCCACAAUAUGGAAAAAUUUAUACAAAACAACUACUUUUUUGGACUAAGAGCACUUUUCUAUAUUCUAAAUGUUUGCCUAGAGCUGGUGUCUAAAUGAGAUCUAGCAAAGUUUGCCACAUACACCAAUCAGCCACAACAUUAAAACCACCUGCCUAAUAUUGUGUAGGUCCCCCUCGU